AUGGAUCCAAAGUUUGUCCUCACUGCAUCCCCUGUUUUGAUUUGUACUGCCAUUUUGCUUGGGACCCUUUUGAGUUUCGGGGAGCCAAAUAUACCUGAAAUUGAAAAGGAAAAAGAAGAAAAUGAAGAAGGUGAAGAAGAAGAAGUUAACCAUGAGAUUUCGUCUUUAAAGAAGGAAGGAGUUGUAGAGGAUGUCACUUUUGUUGUUCAGAAAGAUGAGAGCUUUAGUUUAGAGAGAUUUGUAGGGAACAGAGACAUUGAAGAAGAGAGCUUGCUGGAUAACAAAAAUAGGAAGAUUGAGGUUCAUGGUGAUUUAGGAGAUUAUGUGCCGCUGAUUGAUGAAACUUCCCAGGAAGUUCAAUUGGAGAAGCAAGUUAUUGAGGAAGUGGAGAGUGAUUUUGAUCGUUUAGAGUUAGGAAAGAAGAGGGAAAUUCAAGAGGAGAAUCUUGGGAUCCAAGAAUUGUUAAGUCAUGAGGAUGGUAUCGAGGAACAAUAUUCUUUGCUUCAAAAUUCAAGAGAUGAGAAUUUUGAAGAUGAUAAUUCUGCGGGAGAGUUUAUUGAAACUCAAAAUGGUUACUUGGAAUUUUCUCAGGAAUCAUCUUGGAAACAUGCAAAUCAUGAUGAUGAAGAGGAGGAGGAUGAGGCUUCUGAUUCUGGAUCUGAUGGGGAAAGUUCCUCUCCAGAUGCUUCAAUGGCAGACAUUCUUCCAAUGCUUGAUGAGCUCCACCCACUUUUAGAUGAGGAAACUCCCCAACCAGCUAACAUUUCUCAUGAUGAAUCUGAUGCUGGUUCAGAGGGGUCUCAUAAGAGCGAUGAGAGCAGUAUUGAUUCAGAGGAGGAUGUGGAAAACCAGGCAGAUGAAGAUGAAGAUGCUGAUGAUGAUAAUGAUAAUGAAGAAGAAGCGCAGGGCAGUAAAGAGGAUGAAAGUAAAUCUGCAAUUAAAUGGACGGAGGAUGACCAAAAAAAUCUCAUGGAUUUGGGGACUUUAGAACUCGAAAGAAACCAGCGUUUGGAGAGUCUUAUUGCAAGGAGAAGGGCUCGUAGAAACAUGAGAUUGAUGGCUGAGAAGAAUCUUAUAGACUUGGAUGCUACUGAUAUUCCCAUUAAUAUUCCAUCCAUUUCAACAGCUAGGCACAACCCGUUUGAUUUUCCUUAUGAUGAUGUUCCCGGGUCUGCUCCAUCUGUAUUGUUGCCAAGACGAAAUCCUUUUGACCUUCCCUAUGACUCAAAUGAGGAAAAGCCUGAUCUUAAGGGAGAUAGUUUUCAACAGGAAUUCUUGGCAACUCAGCAUAGGGAACCAUUUUUUCGAAGGCAUGAAAGUUUCAGUGUUGGGCCAUCAACUUUGGGGGGUGCCAGGCAAGAUCUUCGAUGGAAGCCUUAUUUUGUACCCGAACGAUUUGCUACUGAUGGAACAAGCUAUCACACUUUCCAGCGCCAAUUAAGUGAAGCUAGUGAGUCAAAGGUGAGCUCAGUUCCAGAUACCGAGUCAGUUAGUUCAGCUCUGGAGGAGGAGGACAAGAGGAUCAAUGAAGAAGAUGUUUCUCAUGAAACAGAAGUGAUUUCCACCGUCGACGAUGCUUCUCUUCUUGUUGAACGGGGAAGCUUAUCAUCUGAAGAGGUUGAUUCUGUGGAUGAUGAACAUGUUGAGGAGAGUGAUUUUCACCAUGAUGGGGUUGAAAUUACAUUAGGGAACGUUGAAAACCACCAUGAAAUAGAUUCUGGCUUGUCUGAAUCAGGAGGGGCAACUCCUGAGGAGUUUAACACAAGUGAAAUUCUUCUGCGUAUGGGAACUGGUGAAGAAGAUUACAGCAGUAGAUCAAGCCUAUCCUCAUUGUCAGAGAUAGAUGAAAAAAUAUCUGAUGUGAAUAGAGGAUCAACAAGUCUGGAGCCAACAAAAAGUCAGAUUGAGGGCUCUCAUAUUGCAACCCAAACUUCACUUGGUUCUGAUUUUCAUUUUGUGAGUGGGUUGGCAGAUGAUAAUGAACACAGGGAGCCUAUUUUGGAGCCAAGAAAUGAUCAUAUUGAUGAAUGUGACAUCUCAACACAGUCUUCUCUUGAUUCAGAUUUUCAUUUUACAAGUCAGAUGAUGGAUGAAAGUCAACAUAGGGAGCCUGGUUUAGAUCCAACAGUUGAUCAAAUUGGGGAUUCUGGAAAUUUGGAGGAAAGCUCACCGGAGUCUGAUCUACAUGUUAUUGGUGGGCUGGCAGAUGACAAUCAAGAACCUAUUUUGGAGCCAAGAGACUUUCGCAUUGAGCAAUCUGGCAUUUCAUCACAAACUUCUCCUAAUUCAGAUUUCCAUUUGACAAGUGCAGAGGUGGAUGACGGUCAACAUAGUGAUCCAGUUUAUGAUUCAAGCCCUCCAUCAAACAAGACAUUUCCCUCCUUUUCCUCUGUUUCUUCUGACGCACAGAGAUCAGAAAUGGGUUCACCUCUGGCAAUGGCUGAAUUUGUAGAUAAAGAAUCUGAAGUGCAUGCUGAGAACUUGGAGAAGGAUAUUUCUGGUUACAAAGAGAUGCUUGAAGACUCUUCACAAGUGCACUCACCAGAUGAAAGUGAAUUCAGAUCAACGGCAGUCAAAGAAAAUACUGGGAAUGAGGUUACAGAGCUUGGGCUCUCAGGAAUGGAGUCAAAUUUCGAUGGUCGAAUUGGGUUUAUGAAGCCUGAAUCAGCUGUUGGGAAUGUCUCAGUUGAUUCUUCUCUAUCACUGUCAGAAAAUGGAUCAGCAAAGGAGGUUGUAGCCAGUAAGGAAGAAAGCUCUUAUCACAAAGAGGAUCAACUGCACUCAUCGAGUCAUGAUGCAGAAAUCAAUGUUGACAGGAAUAAGCAGUUGGAUUCUGUCUCUUCUAGUUAUCUGAUUGUUUCAGGAGAGAGCAAUUUGCCUGUACUGGAAAAAGAUUAUCCUCUGCUGGUAGAUGAGCAGGUUUCAGUAGACACUAAAUUAUCUGCUUCAGACGCUAAACCUGUCAAGGACCAUGCAAUUAGUAUUGAAAAAACUCUUAGGCUUGAUCUGGUGGAUUCUAAUCCUCAGCAUGUUCAUUCGAAUGAUUUACGUUUGUCUGCUCACGAAGAAAGAGAGCCAGCAGUGGUGGCUGAGCAAGUUUUGGGGAAUCAUCUGAAAGCAUCUUCUUCAGAGACGAAGCAUGUGGGAGAGCAUUCAUUAGAGGAGGGAGAAACCAUCCAAUUUGAACAGGAUCAAGUGCAUUUAUCAGGUUCUGAUUCAGCAAUUGGUGCUGGUUUCCACCAAGAUGUGGAUGUGACAGUUGUUUCUUCAGAUCCUGGUCACCAAAAUCCACUGUCUGAGGAAAAAACUCAUCCUGAAUCAGAGAAACAGCAGUAUUUGUCAGAUAAAUCCAUGCUCGAACCAUCUUUUAGCAAUCAUGAUGAACCCCAGGAACUAUCUGUUUCCAUUUCCAACAAUGAAAACAUUCCAGAAGUCUAUGAUCCUGAAGAGAAAAUGUCUAAUAGUAUCGCUUCCAUGAUGCCGGAUUUCAUCUCAGACUCUCCUGGUAGUCUAGAAUACAGAUCUCCUGCUGGUGGAAUGGAUUUGAAGGUUGAUGUCCUUGAUAAAAUUGUAUAUGAGGAUUGUCAUCAGGUCUUACUGUCAGAACACUCUAAUUACCCUGGAGAAGCAUAUGGGCCCCCUGUUGCCAAAGAAAAUGUCAAUGUAGAGGAAGACGAGAUCAAGGAGAUUGAUGAAGGAUUAUUGUCAGAAUUGGAUACAGUUGGGGACUUCAGUGUAAAAGAAGUUGUUGGCGAGUCACUCCAUGAUGAACAAGUACCAGAAAAUACUAGUGUUAGUCCUGAUAUUGAUUUCUUGCCAAAAGAUUUGAGCCUGAUGGAGAUCAAGCCAGAGCUCCCAGUUCUUGAAGUUAGAUCGGUUGAAGAUAUCAACUUGGCUUUCAAGCAACUUCAUGGAGUAAAUGUUGAGGAGGUCAUCCUUCCAAAUAUGGGUGAGGAGCAAUUAGCUGAGGAUGAAUCUAACCAUCAAACUAACUCAGAUUUGCACGUUGUUGAAGCAAGAUCUUUAGAAGAUUUUCAUAUUGCUACGAAGCAAAUCUCAGAAGAGAAUAUUGAGGAACUGGUGGAUUCAAGGGAUGCAACAGCAGAAGCAAAUGAAAUGGGAUCCACCAAGGAGAUCCUGGUCCUUGAAGCUAAAACGAUUGAAGACAUUGACUUGGCUUUCAGGCAACUUCAUCAAGGAGUACAAGUUGAGGAGGUCAUCCUUCCCAGUGCAAUUGAGCAGCAACUAGUGGUGGAUGAUACCAAAGAUCUUGGCCAAACCAGUUCAGGCUUGCCAGUUGUUGAAGCGAGAUCUCUGGAGGAUAUUCAUAUCGCCAUGAAGCAGGUUUCAGAUGGAAAUAUCGAGGAGCUGCCAAAGUUGUUGGAUCCGAAUGAUAAACCAGGACAUGAAGCAGUUUCUACAAAGGAGAUUGAUUCUAGGAAUUCAGAGAUAAAUGAAGAGGGUUCCACCGAGGAUGAAUCAAGUACCGUAGAAGUAAAUGAAGCAUCUUCCACCAAGGCUGUUGAAUCAAGCACUGUACAAUUAACUGAAGUGGCCUCCAUAAGGGAGAGUGAACUGAGUACGGCUGAGUUUGGUGUUGGAGAAACCAGCACAGUUGCUCCUCAUGAACCAAAGCAUGGGUUUGAUGAAACAUCUGGAAAUUCAAGUUUGAGCGUAUCGGAUACCAAAGGCAAGAAGGCAAAAUCUCAUAGUUCAAGUUCUAGUUCCAGCUCUAGCUCGAGCUCCAGUGAUUCAGAUUGA
Molecule: messenger RNA, 4761 nt
Organism: Dovyalis caffra
Lineage: Eukaryota; Viridiplantae; Streptophyta; Magnoliopsida; Malpighiales; Salicaceae
Source: the annotation of a GenBank genome assembly